This is a messenger RNA of Guillardia theta CCMP2712, 834 nucleotides long. RefSeq lists its product as hypothetical. Gene Ontology annotation, molecular function: protein binding. Bases 1 to 834 code for a protein of 277 amino acids. The record is from RefSeq and is a predicted model, not a curated record. The transcript is spliced from 6 exons. NCBI's taxonomy places the organism in Eukaryota, Cryptophyceae, Pyrenomonadales, Geminigeraceae.
AUGAGCGGGGAUUGCGGUUUCAGCGGGAGGGAGCAUGGGGGCGGACGGGGAAGUCAGGACCUGUUGUGCGACGGAUUCGAAAGGGGGAAGGCUGUGUAUGAUGAGCAUAGGUUCUCAGUAGGAUCCUUCAGCGAUGAGUUCGUGGCUGUUGGGAUGAUGUCACCAAGGUACUUGAGAUCGGAGAUGUUCUCUCCUCGUAUGAUCGAGAGACAGUGGACCCAGGAGGAGAGGCAGACUCAGGCCGGGAGGGAAGGAUCGGUAGGAGUUGGACUGGUGCUGGAUCAGCGAGGGUCCCAACUUCUCGUACACGGGUUCGUGAGGGGCAGCUCAUCGUUUGCCUGCGGGACGUUGGAGAAAGGUGACAUACUGCACAUGGUCGAUGACGUCAUCGUGGACGGCAUGCCCCGGUCGCAGAUCGCUACUCUCAUCACUGGCAAGGUCGGGACUGAAGUGAAGCUGACUUUCCUAAGACAAGAGACGGUGGCGAUCAUGGAGAAGCUGGCAGGGGAUCAGGAGGAAAGUGGGGGAUACGGCUUCCAUCCUCUCGUCUUGUCCUCUGGAUCCCCAGGCGUCGUGUCGCACAGGAUGAGGAGGGUGGCACCGAGGUACAUGCAAGUGAAGGUCUGUCUGACUAGAGGCCAGCAAGUGGGGGAGUACAUUCCUGAUCAAGACUUGAAGCAAUGUAGCGAGGAGGAAGUUGGGAACGGUGAGCAGACGGUUCGGGGCUGGAUGUUCCAGACAGACUCAGAGCGGCAGCAUAAGAGUCUGCAGUCGUGGAUGACUCAGGAUAUGAAGGUCGAGAAGGCGCAGGAGUACGGUGAGAAUACCUCUUGA